Messenger RNA from Capra hircus (goat), 7057 nucleotides. RefSeq names its product protein phosphatase, Mg2+/Mn2+ dependent 1L (gene PPM1L). The transcript has 4 exons. Gene Ontology annotation, molecular function: protein serine/threonine phosphatase activity; cation binding. NCBI's taxonomy places the organism in Eukaryota, Metazoa, Chordata, Mammalia, Artiodactyla, Bovidae. The coding region runs from base 775 to 1857 and encodes 360 amino acids. The record is from RefSeq and is a predicted model, not a curated record. Gene Ontology annotation, biological process: protein dephosphorylation.
GCGACAGGAGGGAGCGCGCGAGCUGUGCCGAUCGGAGCUGGGAGGUGCUGGGGAAAGGCAGGCAGAGCCCGGCCGGCUGCCUGCGGCUCCGCGCCGUUCUUGCUGCGUCCCCGGCUCCAGGUACCCCCGCCUCUGCCCAGGCUCCAGCAAAAGUUUUAUUCUCUGAGGCACCCUCCUGGCGUGUCUGAAGGACUCGGAGCGAUUGGCCCGCUGUGCGCUCCCCUGCGGCGGUGACCAAGGGGACGUGCAUCCCUCGCCCGCGGGGCUCUGGUGCCUCGCGCUUCCUCACCUGCAGAUCGCUCCCGGGAGCGGCGAGGGGCCCCAGCCGAGGGGCCGCGCGGGCGCCGGCGCCCAGAAACUCUCCAGCCCACCGCCGCAGACCCGCCCGGUUCAACUUAAACUUGAUUUCUCUCGUCCAGCCCCGGCACCCGCGACUGCUCUGCCACCGCUGGCGUCUCGGCCGCCGCAACCGCCGCCUCACAAAGGGGCGUAGGGAGGGGUAGCAGGCGGCGGGCACCGGCGCCGGUACGCAAGGCGCUAGCCUUCGGGCCGCCGAGGCCGGGAGACAAAAAGGAAACUGCCUCUGUUCGCCGGACCGGCUCGGAGCUGCCCGAUCGUUCGCCUCCCUCCCGGCUCCGUGAGCCUCCUCCCCCCCGCCUACCCUCGGCUGCUGCUCCGCCUCCCUCCCCGCGGGCUGUCCCCGCAGUGCUCCGGGACCCAGCCAGCCUUCGGGGCGCGCGUCGCUGCUGGUGGUUGGGGCUCUAGCGAUAAUAAAUGAUAGAGGAUACAAUGACUUUGCUAUCUCUCCUGGGUCGCAUCAUGCGCUACUUCUUGCUGAGACCCGAGACGCUCUUCCUGCUGUGCAUCAGCCUGGCGCUGUGGAGUUACUUCUUCCACACGGACGAGGUGAAGACCAUCGUCAAAUCCAGCCGGGACGCCGUGAAGAUGGUGAAGGGCAAGGUGGCCGAGAUCAUGCAGAACGAUCGACUAGGGGGGCUCGACGUGCUGGAGGCUGAGUUCUCCAAGACCUGGGAGUUCAAGAGCCACAAUGUGGCGGUGUAUUCCAUCCAGGGUCGGAGAGACCACAUGGAGGACCGUUUCGAAGUUCUUACGGACCUAGCCAACAAGACGCACCCCUCUAUCUUCGGGAUCUUCGACGGGCACGGGGGCGAGACAGCAGCUGAAUAUGUAAAAUCUCGACUCCCAGAGGCCCUUAAGCAGCAUCUUCAAGACUACGAGAAAGACAAAGAAAAUAGUGUAUUGUCUUACCAGACCAUCCUUGAACAGCAGAUUCUAUCAAUUGACCGAGAAAUGCUAGAAAAAUUGACUGUAUCCUAUGAUGAAGCAGGGACAACGUGUUUGAUUGCUCUGCUAUCAGAUAAAGACCUCACUGUGGCCAACGUGGGUGACUCGCGUGGGGUCCUAUGUGACAAGGAUGGGAAUGCCAUUCCUUUGUCUCAUGAUCACAAACCCUACCAGCUGAAGGAGAGGAAGAGGAUAAAGAGAGCCGGUGGUUUUAUCAGUUUCAAUGGCUCCUGGAGGGUCCAGGGGAUCCUGGCCAUGUCUCGAUCGCUGGGGGAUUAUCCACUGAAAAACCUCAAUGUGGUCAUCCCAGACCCAGAUAUCCUGACCUUUGACCUGGACAAGCUCCAGCCCGAGUUCAUGAUCUUGGCAUCAGAUGGCCUCUGGGAUGCUUUCAGCAAUGAGGAAGCUGUUCGAUUCAUCAAGGACCGCUUGGAUGAACCUCACUUUGGGGCCAAGAGCAUCGUUUUACAGUCCUUUUACAGAGGCUGCCCUGACAAUAUAACAGUCAUGGUGGUGAAGUUCAGGAAUAGCAGUAAAACAGAAGAGCAGUGAACCCUUCGGGGUCUCAGCUGCCUUAGACUAAAGGACUUUCAACACACUGGUCUCUUUUAAUGUAGUGAAAGGUGUGGGAGUUACAAUUAGGAUCAUCCAUCCCAGACAUGGGGUUCCCCGUCCCCAACUGUCUUAAGUCUAUGUGCCGUAUGAACAGAGGGUGCUCUUGGCCAAUGUAGUUGAGAUGCUGGAAAAUAGUUUCUUCGUGUUUUCCCAACGCUUUCAUCCAAUGUCCAAAAUAUAUAUAGCUGUAGAUUCACAUGUGUGACGUGAAAGGCGUAUGUGCCAUAUAUUCUCCUUUUACAGUUGCUUUUUAGAUCCAUUACAGGGCCCUCCGAUCAUCAGACUUUGUGUCCUCUCACUGGAGCAAUGAGCAGAACAGGACUCCCAGGAGAUGCUGUGGGUAACCCAUGAGUCAGAGCCACUGUGGCCAUGCCCCUUGCUGAGAGGCAGAGCUGUCCCUAGGGUGCUUUGUCCUCCUGAGCCCAGUUUUUCUGCUCUGCAGCAGCCCAGAAACAGAUUUGAAAAUGGUUUAUUAUUCCACAGCCGUUCUUGAAGGCUGAGGGAAGUAGGGAGGAGGAGAACUGCCUGCACCCCUAAAGUCACCUUCCUCUGCCUUCAUUAGUUAAAUAGACUUUGUAUACCACCCAACCAGUCUUUGUGUGUUUAUCCUAAUCGUGCAUGGCUUUAACCUUUUGCUUACACCUUACCUAAUGGAAUAGGCAGCUGUUAAACUUUACCACCAGACACCGUGAUUUUUUUACCGUACUAAGUGGAAAAGAGCAAAUUGCAAUACCGUAAUCCUUCUACCUUUAAGGAUAGACGGGGAAAUCACAGCCAAAUAAGUCACAGCAUCCCCUGGGAAUUUUGCUGCUUUGCAUUGGGAGAGAAAGCUACUGAGGUUGCCAUCCUGACUUGAGCACCAGCUGCCCAGUUUUAUGCAUUUCUUUCUCUCCUAGUAGCUUUUGAAUGUCUCUCAAGGGUUGUUCUGAGAAGCAGCUGCAUAGAACUGCAUGUGUGCCCCCUGAAGCCAAGUUCAGAGUCCCCAGCCUCCUAUUGGAAUUCGGUAGUAAAUUACUGGGAUGUGCUUCUGCUAGAUGGUGGAAAGGCAGCAGACUUUAUUGUUUGUUGCAAACCAUUGAGUUAUUUUGGGGCCAGACCUGCUACUUUUCAUUUCUUAUCACCAAUGUCACGUUUCCAAUCUCAGUAUUUUAGUAUGGAAAAUGCUGGGCUCAAACAGCCAAACAAGAUUUUCAUGGCAUCCCCACCCAGUCUGUGUCUGAAAAACCAGGGCAUCCACCUGGUUUUGUCCUUCCAGAGUGGGCAUUUCUCUUUAUGGCUUCUCCGAGGCCCCAUUCGCUGACCACCUCCUCCUCUGCCUUCUUCAAAUGUGGAAGGUCCUAGGAGAGAACUCGGGAGGAUGCAAAGAUCCCCUUGUGGCUGCCGAGGACUGUGAUCUGUCUGGAUCCCUCUGAGCUCUUAACUUUUAUUUAACUGAAAGAAUAAUGGUUUCCCAAGCGAUGUACUUUUGUAAACUAACAUUGGAAUUUAUGAUAUUAGAACUUUGGUUUUGUUUUCUUUAAGUGUAGCAUGUUCCAGUACAAAAUACCUGCCACCUGUUAGAUUGGAGUUUCUGCCUCUUGAGAGGCACAAUGUUUGGUUGUGUGUAUUUGAGGUGGGGGUGGGGAGGGAGUUGUGGGAAACCUGCUGGUUAUGAUUAUUGAUGGGAUGGUCGGGCCAGGUGGCCUGAGUUUGUUUGGGGAUUUGGGACAUUCUGAUUAUGAAGUUACUGGAGCCCACCCUCUAACUGGAGUCCAAGAUUAAGCAGUGUCAGCAUGUUACAGUACAUAGUUAAUUUUCCUUUUUCUAUUUUUAACUUAACCCAGAAUUCAUAAAUAACAAUGGAAAGACCUUUUUAAGUUCUGUCAUCAUUGUUAUUGUGUAAAAUGAAAAUGGUACUGUUUUGGUGAAGACGAAGAAGAAAAACUACUAAAUUAGUAAAUCAGUGUUUCUCUGCCCUGACAAGUGUCUUAGUAGAUGGUGCUGAGUGCAGGAGUGUGUGGCUUUCCCUCUGACAGGUUCACAAGGCAUCUUCUAAACUUUUCUUUGUAGAAAUGAACCCAUUCCUGACUUUAACCAAGUAGUGUGUGUAUUUCUUACUGCCUCUUUUUCUCCCAUUUUGGCUUGUAGAUUUUUGAAACAGGCAAAAAAUAGCCGCAAUUUGAUGAGUAGUUAUGUCUCAAGUCAGGCUACUUUGUUCCCUUCCCCAUUCUCCUGGAGCUUGAUCGCUCUCUCUCUCUUUCUCUCUCAGCUGCCUCCAGCCUCUGGGGGUGUGCAGACCUCACCUGGGGUGCCCUGUGGCUCUCCAGCCAGCUGCCCCAUUUUCUAGGGACAGGAAGGUUGAGUCUAGUUAGGGAAAUUGACUUGAGAAGUUUGCAUGUGAAGCUUCCUGAAAUAGCACUGCCAAAGCUUUGGAAACGUCACCCCAGCUUCCUAGCCUGAGUUAGCAUUGCCAAUAGCCCCCAUGGUGCCAAAUUUUGGAAUGGUUUUAUAGUCUUUAAGAAAUGAAGCUGGGAACCAAUGAUCAUGUGCUUAUGACCCCCCAGCAAGAUGCCAAGCCCAGGUCUUCAUUAAUGCACUGCUUUCCUGCUGCUCUAGUGGCAAUUUGUACUCUUAAAAUGGGUCAGAAUUUGAUGCGUUGCAGGGGAGGGUGGUGGGGCGGGGAUAAGGCAGGGAAACUUUUUUUUUUUAACUCACUGUAUUUGCAGGUCUCUAGUGAAAGGAAUAAAUAAUACUUACAUGGAAAACUCCGAAACUAGUUCCCAAGACCGGCAUUUAUUUCAUGUGUCCAACUUGCCCAAAGCACUUGACUCUGAGGUCACCAUUCUAAUAUGGCAUAACUGUACAUGUUACUGGUACCCAAGGCUACAUUCUCUUCCUUGCCUUGGACUGAAGGCAUUGGCCUCUAGCAUCUUGUCUAUGGGGUAAGAGUAUUACAGAGUGUUUUACAGAGUGAAGGAGCAUAUGAGAGGGAAAGUGUUAGUCACUCAGUUGGGUCCCACUCUUUGCGACCCCACGGACUGGAGCCUACCAGGCUCCUCUAUCCAUGGGAUUCUCCAGGCAAGAAUACUGGAGUGGGUUGCCAUUCCCUUCUCCAGAGAUCUUCCUGACUGACCCAGAGAUCAAACCUGGGUUUCCUGCAUUGCAGGUGGAUUCUUUACUGUCUGAGUACCAGGGAGCCCAUGCAAUUUGGAUAUUUAAAAUGGGCCUUAUUGCAUACAACUGUUGUGAUUUCAACCCAUGAACAUUUUGUGCAGACAGGAUUAUGUGAGUGAUGGCGUCGUCAACCCUAUCUGAAGUGGUUCUAGGAAGUUGAUUACACAAUUGAAUUGAAUCACUGGGAUGUUCAUCCAUACAUGAGGGAUUCACAAAGGCAGUGAUCACUUCUUCCUUUGCCAAGUAUACUUUGAUUUUCCUGAUUUUCCCCCCGCCCCGAGUUGUUGCUAGAUCUAACUCUCUUGCAACUGGGAACACAGAAAGUUUAGAAAGAGCAACAGUUCAUUGUACAUUUGGAAGUACAGUAAUCCAUACUCUGGAUAAGGUUUUAUUUUCCAGUGAUCUCAGAAAAUUGUUUCCUUCUUUCGAUCCAGUAUGAGACUGAUUUUGAUGUUCCCCUGUAUUGCCUUAGCUCAUCACACCAGCAUUCCUGACCUAGCUCUGCAGAAAUGAUAUUACCAUUAGAUACCAUACUAGGGCCUUUUUAAUUGCCCCUGGAUUAACUCAUUCACAUCUAGACUUUGAAGCUAAUUAGUUCAGGACUGCAGGAAUGUUCCCCCAGCGUGUUCCACAGGAGCUUGUGUUCCUCAUACAGGGUUCCAGGGUCAACAGAGUUUUGGGAAAGAUACUAUCUUAGAAAGUUAGUACAUAUCAGCACAUUGAAGGUUCUAAUUUAGAUAUCCUUUGAGGAAAAAUUUAAAAAAAAACAACAACACAUAUGUAGUUCUAGUGUUUUUCAGGUUCAUCUGACUAUGGAAACUUUUUUUUUGAGUAACACCUAGUAACACUCCAAGAAGCUUGUGUUCCAUAGGAACCACUUUGGGAAAUUCUGCUCUAUGGAAAUAUUACUGUUUUCCCAUUCACUGUGACUCUUAGUAGUUGCAGUAUAUAGUUUGCAAUUUAGAAGCACUCAUCCUUUCAUGGAAGAGGCUGAUUUGUUCAUGAAAGCAGUAUUAAGAAAUAGUAUGAUUUACUUUGACCUUCAGCAGCCUCACAUCGAUAAGUAGAAGCUCAGCGAUCUUGCUUGAAACUCUAAAACAUGGGCUCCCUUCUUUUUGUAUGAAUAAUAAGCAAAAACCUGGCUACAGCUAGGGAUUUUAAAAAUUCGUUUCAAGAGCUUCUAGUUGCUUUUUUGAAGUUAUCUUUGCUUUUCAGAUAGAAUCAAAAUAAAUACUUAUUUUUAUCACUAUGUGAGAGUAAGAAAAUCUAUUUAAAAUAAUAGAAAAGGGAGAAUAGCAAAUUUGGUAUUAAUUCAUUUUUUAAACUCUAACUAAACUUUUAAAAAUUAUGUAUCCAUUGUAUAAUAAUGGAAAUGUAAACUAUUUACAUUUAUUACUCUCUUUUCUUAUUCAUUCUAAAAUCCCUAUCCCAUGUUGCCCCAUGUUUCACAUUUUAUAUAUAUCAUUAAGUUUGCCAAGUUAUUUCUUGCCUAACAUGUAAGGCUUGACUAUAGCUCCAUAAUUGUCACUCCCAGCCUGGGUAACAUGUUCAGGAAGCUCUGAGAGAGAAUCCACACCACAGGGGAGAUAAAUCUACUUGAAAACAUGGGACAAAGUGAAUUUACAGUAAAGUCAUUAUCUUAAAAUUACAUCCAAUAUUUAGGAAUACACUCUCUCUGGUUGUUAUCCAAAGCAGAAUAAAACUGAAAGUAAGACCACUUAGACUAGGUGGCAGAUUGCACAGAGCAAGUGAUUGUGAGGUUUCCAUUAUAUACCUGAUUCUAAACUUGUUUUCUAGUGUGUAAGUUUAUUUGCUGAUUCUCAAUAAUGUUGAUGCUUUGUCCAUUAUUUUUUAUUUUUACCACUGUUAAGCCACAAACUGUUUAACCAAGGGUUGAUUAUGAUCAUGUUCAUGUGGUUAGUAAUAACCACACCUUGAUUUGUACAAUCACUUCAAUAAAUCCAAGUUAAGGACUUUGAAGAGA